CCGCUCUUUAAUUGUUCUGGUUAACCACAGGUCUCAAGAACCCUCACACACCAUGACAGACGUAUAAACCCCAACAAUCAUUUAGCAUUUGAGGUUAGAGAUUUUUUUUCGUACGACACUGUUUCAGUAUUGGUUUCAAUUGUCUCAUUACGUUGGUAGUGGUUAACGAUCCUCUUCAGUUCCGUGGUUUUUGGGCAAAAAUAGGUGUUAAAACGCGCAAUGCGUCGCGUCUUCAAUAGCGUUAACUUGACGGAAAUAAAACGGAAAAAAAUUGUAUAAAUUAUUUUUGAUAAAACAAUUGUAAUCGGAUGAAGUGAAAGCGCUAUUUUUAUAAAAAAAUUAUAAUAUAAAAUUUAAAAAAAAUUAUUAUUUAAAAUAAAAGUUUUAUAUACAUUUUUAUCGCUAAUUUUUUUGUAUGCAAAUAUUAAGUUCCAUGGUGUGUGAAAGUGCUGUUAUACAUUCAAAAAUGCAUCUUAAGAUGGAACCACAAGCGCAGCAACAACAACAGCAACAACAAGAUCAAUUGCAGCAACAACAGCAAAGAUAUCAACAACAACAAGUGCAACAAUCACCAGAAAAAUAUCAUACACAUUUAUUGGAUAAAAUCAAAACGGAAAGUAAUGGUUCAGAACAUUUAAAUCAUACAAAUGCGAAUACGGUUAUAGAAAAACAAACUGUAGUUGAACAACAACAGCAGCAGCAGCAACAACCACAACCACAACAAUUGACCACCCAGCAUCAUCAACAACAACAACAGCAGCAGCAGUUACCACCCUCAACUCAACAACAGGCGCAACAGCAACAAAAUCCCACCACUAUUAUACAAUCGCAACAGUCUCAACCCAUUAAUGCUGUAAUACAAACACAAAAUAAUCAAUCACAACAACAACAGCAGCAACAACAACAACCUCAACAACCCCAACAUCAACAACAACAUCCCAGUCAGGAAGAUUAUGUACCCAUACAAAGAACACAACAACGUAGAUAUAUAACAACAACCGGAGAAUUAGUACAUCGUGAUUCCGACGACCCCGAAACGGUUAGUGAAUAUCAACGCCAGCGUCAUUCGCCUGCCGAAUAUGUACAAAUGGCACCGCGCAAUGAAGAACAACAGCCACCACCAGGUACCACAGUCUAUACUUAUACAACCAAUGAAAAUGGUCAACCCAUUAUAUGUACAACCGAUCCCGCGGGUGGAACGAUUAAACUCGAGUCAAUAGACAAAGAUCAAGUGCAAAAUGAAGCCGCUCAACAGUUGCAACAACAGCAGCAACAUCAACAACAAUGUCCUACACCCAACGGCAACUAUACGGAAACCAUGGUCGUGCCCACGUCAGCAUUACAUCACCAAAAUCCUCAUAAUUUAUCCAGUACAGCCCAUACGGCCAUACCACAUCCCACUCAUUUGUUGCGAUUCGAAGAAGAUAAUCGUUUUGGACAAACUCUCAACGAUAAUGGUAAUGGUCCUGCCACAUUGUACUAUGAAACGGCUGUGGUAGAUCCCAAUGCACAUCCUAAUGAAUCGAAAACUUUUACAGAUUUGGGUAAUGCUCAUUAUUUGAAUUACUCCUCCACCUCCUCCUAUCAGUUGAGUCAAAAUAAUACCAUCUAUAGUGUAUCGCCGGCACCGAAUCAAUUGAUAAGCAAAAAUGAUCCCAGUUUAAAUAUACUGCGGCAACCAGUGCAAUAUCAGUCAAUGGCUUUGUUUGAUUCUGUUAAUAGUUCAGUAGCCGAGCAGAGUAUUUGGCCAACGGCCGGAGUGGAAUAUUCCAAUAUGGGCUUUAAUUAUCAUCAGCAGGUGGUUGAAGAAUAUCCAACGGGCAAUAUAACCGCUAGCUCUUGGGCUCCUACUAGUUCCAUAACACAUUAUGAAGCACCACCUCCUUUGGCGGAUAAAUGUGAACAAUGUAAUUCUCCUUUGGGUAGUAAAGCGAACGGCUACUGUCCUUCUUGUUAUGGAGGCCCUAUACGUCAGACUGUGCGUGUGGGUCCCCGACAAACAAAACCCAAAGCCUCAGCUGCCGCCGCCAAUAAUAGACGCACGGGUGUUACUUGUGCUAAUUGUCAAACUAAUUCCACUACUUUGUGGCGUCGUAAUAAUGAUGGAAAUCCUGUUUGCAAUGCCUGUGGUCUGUACUACAAACUACACAACAUGAAUCGUCCGCUUUCCAUGAAAAAGGACGGCAUACAAAAACGUAAACGUAAACCAAAGAAUAGCGGCCCACCACAGAUGAGACCACCAUUACCUAGUUUACCUCCAGGUGGCGGUAGUUUGAUGGUGCACUCGAAUGGUCCAUUGUAUCCUUCACAAGUGCAAACUAUAGGCCUUCCCCUAAAUGCUCAAACACCAAAUCCAGGUGAUUUGCAAGACAUGACUACCACAGCUCCACGUACGGUAGCUAUUGGUCAUCAAGAUAUGUCUUUGAAUAUGUCACGACCACACGUUACUUCGGAUAGUCAUUCACCGUAUAGCAAUCCACCUUCGCAGAGUCAGUCACCUCAUCUACCAAGUACAGCGAGUUUUAAAGUGCCUCCAAUCGAAGUGCCCCGAACAACGCAGAGCAGUGAAAUACCCACGAGUGUUAUAACACGCACUGGAUUACCAGAACGUACAUCGAAUAACUGAAACCAAUAAUCGCCUCUUAAAAACAUUAUUUAUGUCAAGAUAUUUUUUUGAAGUUAAAGGUUAAGAAUUUAUCAAAAUUAAAAAUUGAAACUUAAGUAUAUAUACAUAUUUCGUUUAAAAUUGUGCCAAAUAUUUUUUAUUAAAAAAUUAAUGAAACUUUACCAAACAAAAUGAAAUGAACCAACUUGUUUGUUAAAUUGAACGUAUAAAUUGUUUAACUUAAAUUUAAAUUAUUAUUCGAAUAAUUGAGAAAAGUUUUCAAUAAAUAUUAACUGAUAGAUCUGAAAAAUCCAUACAAAUGAUCGCAGUAAGUGCAGUUUUCGAUUGGAAAUUUUAUGGCAGUUAUAGACUUAAAUAAUCGGCAAAUGAUGUUAUUUUAUGAAAAUUUAUUUAAAGUAAUAUGGCCAUUUUGUAAAAAAAGUUUUAACUAAUAAUGUUCAAUAUUCUGAAAUUAGCAUAGUUUUAUUAUUUCACUUUAAAUUUCUUUAACAAUUCUAUGCAAAUUAUUUUCUUUUAUAU
Lucilia sericata (common green bottle fly) is the source of this 3145-nucleotide messenger RNA. It is a transcript of the gene GATAe, whose product is annotated as GATA zinc finger domain-containing protein 10. Gene Ontology annotation, molecular function: RNA polymerase II cis-regulatory region sequence-specific DNA binding; DNA-binding transcription factor activity, RNA polymerase II-specific; zinc ion binding. Lineage: Eukaryota; Metazoa; Arthropoda; Insecta; Diptera; Calliphoridae. Gene Ontology annotation, biological process: negative regulation of transcription by RNA polymerase II; cell fate commitment; positive regulation of transcription by RNA polymerase II. The record is from RefSeq and is a predicted model, not a curated record. The coding region runs from base 416 to 2626 and encodes 736 amino acids. The transcript has 6 exons.